Messenger RNA from Gadus macrocephalus (Pacific cod), 5439 nucleotides. RefSeq names its product sushi domain containing 5 (gene susd5). The transcript is spliced from 5 exons. NCBI's taxonomy places the organism in Eukaryota, Metazoa, Chordata, Actinopteri, Gadiformes, Gadidae. Gene Ontology annotation, biological process: Notch signaling pathway; cell adhesion. Bases 231 to 3125 code for a protein of 964 amino acids. The record is from RefSeq and is a predicted model, not a curated record. Gene Ontology annotation, molecular function: hyaluronic acid binding.
CGAAGGCACUAUUUGGGGAGAUAAACCGCGCCUCGGUCCCAGCCGCACCAACCGGCUCUUUCCGGUUUACCUCUCCUGUCAACAAGUGCAGCCCACCGAUCUACCUUCCAGACCAGGACAGACCUAACAGGAGCUGUCGUUUACGGUCCGCAACCGGUUUAACAAAAAUCAUAUCGAACUACAAAUUUGGAAAAAGGCUUUUGAACUAAAGAAAAGAAAACACGCAAAAGAUGUUGGACCGAUAUAAUAUCCAUGACAUUGUUUUGUCAUUCCUUGUUGGAUGCAUGGCAUGUCUUUCAUUGGCAUCUGUGAAUAAUGCAGACGGUCGUGUGUUCACCCUGGACCUGAGGGGGUCCGCCUCGCUGCGGGGGCUGCGGGGGGCCGAGCGGGCCUGCGUCCUGCAGAACGCCCGCCUGGCCUCGGGGGCGGAGCUCCGCCGGGCCGUGCUGGAGUGCUCCUUCUCCGCCUGCACCCGAGGGUGGCUCCACGACGGCACCGUGGGGACCACAGACUGUAGGAACGCUGGCAGCUCCCUGACGGCCAUGGAGGUGAGGACCGAGAACUUCACCGACCACACGGCCCAGCUCAACGCCUUCUGUAUCAAAGACACAGGUGUGCCGUGCGGUGACCCCCCCUCCUUCCCCAGCACCCGGCUCCAGGGCCAGGCGGGGUUCGAGCUGGGGGACGAGCUGCUGUACGUGUGCACCCCUGGCUAUCGGAUGCCCAGCGGGAACACGGCCUUCAGCCUGCUGUGCGACAGCUGCGGAGAGUGGUACGGCCUGGUGCAGAUGUGUCUCAGAGACGAAAGUGAAACGCACAUCGACUACGAAGACAGGUUCUCCGAAGGCUACGGUGCGCUGGACCACCACAGUGACCCCGGGGAGGUCCCGGCAGAGAGGGAGGACCCCCCGGUCUCGGAGGAGAUGCACCCGGCGGUGUUCCAGCAGCAGCAGGAUCCCACCCCCUUCACGGCGGGGCGAGGAGGGCAGCAGCGCCGGGACCAGCAGGGAGAGGAGGCGUGGGGAGGGGAGGAACGCUCCCUCCACGGGGCGGAGGGCGUGGCCGGCGGAGGGUCGCAGGGGGCCGCUCGAGGUGUCCGGCUGGGAGAGGACCCCGAGCCCGGGGACGUGAAGGGCGGUGUUCCUCUGGAGCAGGAGCAGGAGCUUGUGGUGCGGGUGGGGUCCGACGCGGCGUCGCAGGCAACGGCCGCGCCCGUCUCCAAGCUCUCCCAGAAGCACAUGUUCUGGUUCCCGUCAGAGGCCUUCCACGAGGAGGGCUACCCUGCCCCGGAAGACCCCGGCACGCAGACCCCAGCGGCUGACACAGACCAAUCAGACGAGAGCAAGGAGGGUCAUCCCGAUGCAGAUGCUGACGAUCACCACGAUGAGGUCGGUGACCAUGACGACCACCAGGACGACCGUGAAGACAGCCGCCAACAGGAGGAUCAUGACGACAGUCGCCAUAGCGACCACGACGACCACGACGACCACGACGACCGUGAAAACCGCGACGAUGGAGCAGAUGAGGAUGUCCAUGACAACAGUCGCCAGGAGGAGGCCCAGGACGAGGACCUUCUGGAUCAACACGUGAAGCAUUACAAUCCGGGCCAGCGCGACACCGUGGACCGGUACAGUCGCUACGACGACGACGUCGAUCCCAGGGAGCACUACGACAUGGGCGAACACGAGGACGACCAACACGCCCACGUCCUCCGUGGCGGCGAAAGAGAAGACGCUGACAGAGACCGUGACAUUGUUGAGGAGGACGGCGACGAUGAAGACCGGGAGAGGGAGGACCUCCAUGAGCCCGGAUCCCACGAAGAGCCCGAAGACCCCCAUGAGCUUGAAGAGCCUGAAGACCACCACGAGCACGAAGACCACCAUGAGGACGAAGACCACGAGGAAUACGAUGAGCAUGAAGAGCCUGAAGACCACCGCGAGCACGGUGACCAGGAUGAGCAUGAAGAGCACGAAGACCACGAUGACCACGAUGACCACGAUGACCACGUUGACCACGAUGACCACGAUGACCACGUUGACCACGAUGACCACGAUGACCACGUUGACCACGAUGACCACGAUGACCAUGAUGACCACGAGGACCACAUUGACCAGGAAGAGCCUGAAGAGCCUGAAGAGCCUGAAGAGCACCCUGAGGAAUCCGAGGAAGACUUGGAAAGCGAAACGAGCGAACCCAACGAGAACAACGACAGUGACGCCGAUGGCGACCGCUACCACGACCAUGACCACACUAAGGAGGAGACUGCUGAGACCGAUAACGAAGACGAGCACGAUGCCCGCGACAUCCUCGAGGACCACGAUGAAGACCACGAUGAGGAUGAGGAUGACGACAUCGAUCCUCAGCUGGACCUCCCUCUUGCCACAGAGGAACCCACAACCCAGGAAGCGGCAGGGAGAAAGCCGACGACCACCACGGACAAGAACUGGCUGGACGGCUACCCCGUCGGGCCCGAAGAGGCCGAGAGGGGCGGCUCCACAGAGGAGGCAGGGCCGUCCCGAGAGACAGAGGAGGAGGAGGAACCGGUCGUUGUGGUCGGCGGCGGAGCGACAGACGUGUCCAGCGAGGCGGGCCCCCUCCCGGAGCUCCCCUCCGACGGACCCGAGCCGGAGCAGGACCGGGGGGGAGACGCCUGGCCCGGCCCCCGUCCCCGCCAGCCCACCCCUCCCCCCGGCGGCCACCAGUCCCAGGACUCCAUCUCAUACCCGGACCACACCGAGGACCCCGCCCUCGCCUUGGACGCGGAACACCCCUCGGAUCACCCGUACCCGGAGCCCCGCCCGGGCCUCCCGGAGGGCGGCGAGGACGCGGACGGCACGGUGUCGCUGGAGGGGGAGGGCGGGGAGAGGGCCCCGGUGGAGGGGGAGAUGGGGGAGGCCGUGUGCACCGGGGAGGACUGCCCUCCCCCUCCUCCGCCCACCUCGUCCAGCCGGGGUCCCAUCGUGGCUGCCGUCAUCGUGGCGAUCUGCGCGGUCGCCAUGGUAGCCGUUAUGGGGGCGUGGCUGUACCGCCGGCGGCAGCAGAAGAACUCCAUGUACCAGUUGAACGGCAAGGACCACAGCCAGUGCAAUCCGGAGCAGCAGAUCGAGAUGCAGCAGAAGGUGUAGCCAAACGAACAAGCGGGGGGAGGGGGAGAGGGACGGACACUGUGGAGCUGGGGAAGGGGCGGAGCGUUAGAGUCCGGCCAAUCAGAUGAUGAUUGAUCUGACGUAUUAAGAUAGGUAUCUAUGGGUAUUUAGGUAUAGGUAUUUAUGGUUGUAUUUAGGGGCCUCCUCACUGUGUAGGGAUGUCCAUAGCAUCUCACACAACUAAGAACUUGCAUUGUAGAUGAUGUAUAGACAAAAGGGUUUAUAAUUGAGCUGGGUGGGUGGGGAUAAAGGGGGGGUUAGUAGGGUAGUUUAGGAGUUUAGUGAGAUGAUUGUAGCGGACAACACAAGAUCAUUUCUGUCUGAAAUAUGCGCUUGGAGAAAGCCCUCGGACAUUGUGGUGAAGAUAUUUUAAUUUCAUGUCAUAGGAGUUUGUUUUUUUAUGCCAAUAUUAAUGCCUGCUCCCUGAAGGGAGCAUUCAAUCGUUUAGUUUUGAUGUGUUGGUUUUUGUUUUAUGUUUUUAAUUACUGUUUAUGUUGUUGCGAGAAAAAGAAAUCCACUUUAUUCCUUUAUUUUGAGAAUGUUGAGGUUCAGACUUCUGCCAGAGACAGCACUGAAUGAACCUGUAGGGACAAGCCUGUCUCUGGUCAGAGCGGAGGGUCGACAGAGGCCCUCGACACCCAGUCACAAACGGGCCUUCUCCACCGAGCAGCUCUCUUGGUUUGAUUGGUUCCAUAUGGUAGCUGAGUGGUGCAACUGAAUGCCUCCACAUUCAGUCGUUGUUUCCCCCCCCCUCUUCCUCCCAAGCGGGCGUUCUGAACCAAUAUGGCCACUAGGUGAAUAAGGCCCAUAGUAGGGAUGUGCAACAGGGCAAUUUUUUUUUCUUAGAUGACAUCUAGAAGAAGAUCACACCCUGUCUGAUUAUGUGUGUGUGUGUGUGUGUGUGUGUGUGUGUGUGUGUGUGUGUGUGUGUGUGUGUGUGUGUGUGUGUGUGUGUGUGUGUGUGUGUGUGUGUGUGCCCGUGUUCGCAUGUGUGUGUGUGUGUUCAUUCAUGUGUGUGUGUUCGCAUGCGUGUGUGUGUGUGUGUGUGUGUGUGUGUGUGUGUGUGUGUGUGUGUGUGUGUGUGUGUGUGUGUGUGUGUGUGUGUGUGUGUGUGUGUUUGUGUGUGUGUGUGUGUGUGUGUCACAUUGGUGUGAUUCUCUGGUCAUUGGUGUGUCAUGUUUGAAGGUCCCGGUGAGAGUCCAGAGUCUGGAUGAGGGAUGCCACAUAGAAUUCAGAACCCAAGAUCAAACAGCCCAGUGCUGCCAUGACAACCAAUAGUAUGUAAGUUGCCAAAACAGGACAGCAAUCUAACUAUUUUGAAGGUGAAUUAUUAUUACUUUAUCGUUCUACAAAUUGACUUUGAAUAACCAGAGCACUGGGAAUGAUUUGGUUUACAUUAUCUGAUAUUCAUUCUGUUUUUUGUGUGGUAUUGUGUUAUUUUUCAUCAUAGUUUGUUAGUGUUAUUAAAUAUGAAAAAAUGAUUAUUAAGGUAUACUUCUAAUAACAGAUAUCGCAUGACAGCAAUUUUGGUAGUAUUAACAUUUGGAUACAUUUCUAAUACUGUACACAAAGAACUGACAUUUUUAGAAUGUUCUAAAGGAACCCAAUAAUUUUGUCAUCGCUGAUGUUCUUCCCCUUAUCAUAGUUUUAUGUGCAUUGUUUCCAAAAAAUAUGUGUUUGUGUGUGUGUUUGAGAGCGAGACAGAUGGUGUGUGUGUGUGUGUGUGUGUGUGUGUGUGUGUGUGUGUGUGUGUGUGUGUGUGUGUGUGUGUGUGUGUGUGUCUGCACAGUAGUGUUUUUACAAAAUUGAAAAUAAAAUAAAUGUCCUAAAUUCUUUAGGACAAUAGCUGAAGCAAACAACGAACAAAUUCCUUCUGUGGUGAGUGUGUGUUUCUGUAAAUACAUGUUGACAUGAGUAAACUGCUGCACAUAAAGCCUACAUAACUGGUCUCAGACCUAACAGAUGCUCCUCACAGCCCAGCCCAGGACAGGCUCAGGUCAGGUCUCACACAGGGUCAACUAUACCUUUUCUUAAGUCAUCUGACUUAUUGUCUUUUAUUAUUUGAAUUGAACACAACGUUAGCAGCUGCCCACUGUCAGCUUGGCCAUGCUGCCAUGCUAUAACCCAAACAAUAAAGAAACUGUUAGAAAAUAUGUUGUUUAUGUGUUGUUUUUCUCAUUUUUAUUAAUUAUAUGCUCCUCAAUUCACGGGGCGGUUAGAUAAGGAUACGGUUGUCCAGUUUUGUCUAUGCAUGUUUUCCCGCUGUAGGUUUCAAUAAACGACUCAACCUGUC